Ilex paraguariensis (yerba mate) is the source of this 232-nucleotide messenger RNA. Lineage: Eukaryota; Viridiplantae; Streptophyta; Magnoliopsida; Aquifoliales; Aquifoliaceae. The record is from the annotation of a GenBank genome assembly.
CACUAUUAUGCUACUUGCAUUGCUUGCUGUUAUGCUGCUUUGCAGCAGCAGCACUGUUAUGCUGAUGUACUUUGUUUGUUGUGCCUUCUAGGUUGUAUGAAGUUGAUAUCUGAUGGAUUGAGCUGGAAUGCUGAAGGACUAUUUGCAACUGGUUCAGAUUUUAGACUAUUUCUGCAAUCCUACAUUGGGACUGUUCUGGAAGCUGGGCUGUUCUACAUUGGUUUAUUUCUGA